Phanerochaete carnosa HHB-10118-sp is the source of this 1518-nucleotide messenger RNA. RefSeq lists its product as uncharacterized. Gene Ontology annotation, biological process: unsaturated fatty acid biosynthetic process. The coding region runs from base 97 to 1518 and encodes 473 amino acids. Gene Ontology annotation, cellular component: endoplasmic reticulum membrane. The record is from RefSeq and is a predicted model, not a curated record. Lineage: Eukaryota; Fungi; Basidiomycota; Agaricomycetes; Polyporales; Phanerochaetaceae. The transcript has 6 exons. Gene Ontology annotation, molecular function: stearoyl-CoA 9-desaturase activity; heme binding; iron ion binding.
AAGGAUGUCACGUCAGAGGGUUAUAAAAUACUGACCGCGGCAGGCGACCGCCACGCCCCUUCCUUCUCGUUUCACUCUUCGUGUUUUCUGCCCGCCAUGUCUUCUGUCGUUGAGACACGAAAGACAUCGCCGCUGCAGAACAUGACUCCGCGACAAAAAGACUCAGCGAAGGAGGAAGUCCCUGCGGACAUCAACAUUCCUGACAACUAUGUCGCCUGGACUCUCAAAAACCAAAAGCCUCUGCCUCCGGUCACGCUUGAAAAUCUCCUCGCGAACAUCCAGUGGCUGAGUCUUGCCGUCCUCACCAUCACGCCCUCCAUCGCCAUCUACGGCCUGUUCACGCAUAAGCUGCGGUGGGAGACCCUCGUUUGGAGCGUCGUUUACUACUUCAUCACGGGUCUUGGCAUUACUGCCGGUUACCACCGCCUAUGGGCGCACCGGUCGUACAACGCGUCGAAGCCACUCCAGUACUUCCUCGCCAUUGCCGGCACUGGUGCCGUCGAAGGUUCCAUUAAGUGGUGGUGUCGCGGCCAUCGUGCUCAUCACCGUUACACCGAUACCGACCUCGACCCCUACAACGCUCACAAGGGCUUCUGGUAUUCUCACAUUGGCUGGAUGAUUAUCAGGCCACGCUACAAGCCCGGCGUUGCCGACGUCAGCGACUUGAGCAAGAGCGAGGUAGUCCGUUGGCAGCACCGCUGGUAUGUCUGGCUCAUCAUCAGCAUUGGUCUCCUCUUGCCUACCGCCGUCGCUGGACUCGGUUGGAAUGAUUGGAAAGGUGGCUUCUUCUACGCUGGUGCUGCCCGCCUUUGCUUUGUGCAUCACUCAACCUUCUGUGUUAACUCGCUUGCGCACUGGCUUGGUGAGGCUCCGUUCGAUGACAAGCACACCCCCCGCGAUCAUUUCAUCACUGCACUUGCCACCAUUGGCGAGGGUUAUCACAAUUUCCACCACCAGUUCCCGAUGGACUAUCGCAACGCCAUCAGGUGGUAUCAGUACGACCCGACCAAGUGGUUCAUCUCGGUCUGCGCAAUGUUCGGGCUCGCCAGCCACUUGAAGAUCUUCCCGGAAAACGAAGUUAAGAAAGGACAGUUGACUAUGCAACUCAAGAAGCUGCGCCAGACCCAGGAAGGACUUGUGUGGGCUCCAAAUGUAGAGGAAUUGUCGGUCAUCAGCUGGGAGAGCUUCCAGGAGCAGGCUGCCAAACGUCCUCUCAUCGUCAUCGCGGGCUUUAUCCACGACACUACCGACUUCCUUGACGAACACCCCGGUGGUCGCCAUCUACUUGUGAAGUACAUCGGCCGUGAUGCUACCACCGCGUUCUUCGGCGGCGUUUACGACCACUCAAACGCCGCACAUAAUGUAAGCGUUGCUUAUUCGUCGCCUGCCCCAGUUGAACGCGUGCAUCAUCACAUUGGCGCGGAGGCCGCCCGCCGGCCGUGUCAUCACACUGGUCCGAGGGAUGCACCCCACCGCAAGAGCAUCGAGAUCAGGGCCCUCGUAUUCGACACGGAUUAA